Hypoxylon fragiforme is the source of this 1292-nucleotide messenger RNA. Its product is annotated as transmembrane adaptor Erv26. The record is from RefSeq and is a predicted model, not a curated record. Gene Ontology annotation, molecular function: COPII receptor activity. The coding region runs from base 218 to 868 and encodes 216 amino acids. Gene Ontology annotation, biological process: endoplasmic reticulum to Golgi vesicle-mediated transport. The transcript has 5 exons. Lineage: Eukaryota; Fungi; Ascomycota; Sordariomycetes; Xylariales; Hypoxylaceae. Gene Ontology annotation, cellular component: COPII-coated ER to Golgi transport vesicle; Golgi membrane; endoplasmic reticulum membrane.
CCAACAUUGAACAUUGAAGCUGCAACUUUCAUAUACGUACAUACCUUCACAGUAGUACCACCUAAAGGUUAGCAUAUAUCAGGAACGUUGCAAGUUGCACAAUUGCACAUUGCACGGUCUUUUAUAAGAACCUCCGUCAUGCUCGCUGGUUCCAAUACCUCAAUUAUUUAUAAACACCGUUUUUAUACUAUGAGAUCGUCAUAGUUGUCCCGUAAACAUGUGGAUUUUACCUCUUGUCGGCUAUCUAGGCUCUAUCGUCGGCUUCUGUUUCUUAACCCUUGCCAUCGCUUCCGGUCUUUAUUAUCUCUCUGAACUUGUCGAGGAGCAUACUGUCAUCGCAAAACGAUUUCUCACCAAGCUUAUAUAUUCUAUAAUUGGCCUUCAGUUACUACUAUGCCUAGUCGAUGGAUUUCCCCUUCUCUUGACACUCAUGGGUGUGACUUCUCACGUUGUGUACCUCGGCAAUAUGCGACGCUUCCCUUUCGUCAAGUUGUCUGACCCGUUAUUCAUCGCCUCAUGUGUGUUGGUUCUUGUUAAUCACUAUUUCUGGUUCCAACACUUCUCCGAGGCCCAGCAGCGCUCAUACUCGCGUAUGACCUCGAUGUACGAUCAGCCGGACGUUCCAAGUUUUACCGAAAUCGCCUCCUAUUUUGGCUUAUGCGUGUGGCUCAUCCCUUUCGCUCUAUUUGUCAGCCUGUCCGCCAGCGAUAAUGUCCUGCCUACGAUUGGCACCGAACAGCCCUCGCGCGAUGCCGAUGGGAAGAAUAAACGGCAGGGCAUGGUCAAACUAAUCGUGGAGAAUAUACUCUCGGUUAUUGGAGAGGUUACGCGCCUAGCAGGGUGGAAGAAGCCCGAGGAUCGCUUCUGAGUCCGCUGUGGAUUAGUGUUGUAAUAAGAUAAUGAAUGAUGUUGUAUAUAUGAACGCUAUGUACGUUAGAAGUUGACGAAAUGAGCUUAGCGAGUCGUAUGUCCACAUCCGAAUAUACGUGAAUGCCAUAUAGAUUGGGCAGUUCAUGAUUUAACUUUGGAUGAUAUAUCACUAAGCAAGUUCUCGAAGAGCAGCGCAUGAGUCCUAAUAAUUACAAGCUUAGACUAGAUGUAAGAGUGGGAUCAGGUAGAGUCAGUAUGCUGAUAGGAGUGUAUUUAAUCUAAAGCUUAAGGAGUGAAAGAGAAGCUAUUCCCGUUUGCCAAUGCCUGGCAAUCUUAUAUCCUAUAAAGGGGGAUUACGUAACAUCUGAGACAUUAGGGUUCAUGAGGCCCACGAGGCCUGUUGGAACAGAUAAGGUGGUUCC